This is a messenger RNA of Varanus komodoensis (Komodo dragon), 537 nucleotides long. RefSeq names its product cystatin-F-like. The coding region runs from base 20 to 451 and encodes 143 amino acids. Gene Ontology annotation, cellular component: Golgi apparatus; endoplasmic reticulum; lysosome. Gene Ontology annotation, molecular function: cysteine-type endopeptidase inhibitor activity. The transcript has 4 exons. Lineage: Eukaryota; Metazoa; Chordata; Lepidosauria; Squamata; Varanidae. Gene Ontology annotation, biological process: negative regulation of microglial cell activation; immune response; positive regulation of myelination. The record is from RefSeq and is a predicted model, not a curated record.
UUAUCAUUAAGUAUCCACAAUGGUUGUUGGGUGGAGAGUGAGUCUCCUUUGCUCUCUGCUUCUCUGUGAUGUGACCUGGACUGGUAUAAAAGGCCAGUUGCCCAAUUCAAAUAUUCAGCCUGGAGUUCCUGUCCAUGUCAAGACCAAUGACCCAGGGGUUCAGAAAGCUGCCAGGUUUGGUGUCUACAGAUACAAUAACAGUUCAAAUGACAUAUUCCUAUUCAAAGAAUCUUGCAUAAACAACGCCACAAUACAGGUAGUGAAAGGGCUGAAAUACAGGCUUGAUGUUGAUAUCCGCCGGACAGUGUGCAGGAAAAGGGUACAACCUGACUUGGACCAAUGUGAUUUCCAGAGAAACAAGAAACUGAGACAAAAAUUCAGAUGCUAUUUUGAAGUGUGGCUUAUACCUUGGUUACAGAGAAUUCAAGUUCCAGUCUCUCUCUGUCACUGACCUUCCCUCAAAAAAGGUUACGAGCUCAGAUUUGUUCUCUAUUAAUUGUCCAAAGACCAAUAUCAAUAAACACACUGGACUGUAAA